AUGUUUUAUUGUAUUAUUCUAGUCCACAAUAGUAGUUUGUAGUAGGCAAAUUUCAAAAUCUCUUUUUUCGAUCUUAAUUUUUUUUAUUUUUUGUUGUGUGUUUUUGUUGUUUUCUUUGAUCAUGAUCCAGCAGGAACAGAACGACGUCGGCAUGGAGGACGCCCUAAUGGACAGCCAGGCGAACGCGUUCAUGGAAAAGGCGAAGAAGCCGAUCGUCUGGUGCCGUCUCCCUUUCGGCGUCCGUAUCGAGGACCUCCACCAGUCCUACUACGAGGAAGUGAUCGACCUGGUCAAGCGGCACUACGUCCCGGACGAGCCAACCUUCACGUCUGUCAAGAUGUCCCAGGACGAGGCGUCCAUGGACGAGUUCCUCUCACUCUGCAACGUCUGGAUACGCGACACUUGCAGCAUGGUAGCAGUUGAAGAGGGCGAGAAGAAAGCCGUCGGAGCUCUCAUCGGCAGGGUCUACAUCAAGAAAGAGAUGAACCGGGAGUUCGCACGUGUGUCGCCCGAAUUCGAAUACAUGUCGCCGCCUCCUACUGAAAAGCGCAUGUCGACCGCUAAAGCCGCUGACCGUCCAGGAUCGAAAAAGUCCAUUAGGAGGCCGUCGUCUAAAAAAUCAAUCAGGCGACAAUCUUCCAAGAAAUCCAUCAGACGCCAGUCCUCGAAGAAAUCAAUCAGGCGUCAAUCUGCAAAGAAAUCCAUCAGGCGCCAAUCUACGAAAGGGAAACACGGCCCGAAAGCCGGUAAAAAGAAACAUUCGUCACGGAAAGACAAUGCGUCCAUCACGUCGGACACGAACAAAGUCAAGAGAGUGUACACUUUCCAAAGGCCUCACGAUUUGAUACCGAAGCCGAAAAAGAAGUGGAGCCCGGUGACCGUAUUUUACGACGAAGACCUGAUAUACAAGACAGAACCUCUGAGGAAGGUGCAGACGCUGAAGCACUUUAUUUCGAAGAAGUUUGACGUCUUUCAGUCGUUGUGCAAGAAGAAGUACUACAAAAUAUACAUGGUGGUCGUCCACAGAGACUACAGGAGGAGAGGGAUUGGCAAGUCUCUCAUGAGGUGCGUCUUCGGCAUGUGCCGCGGCUUCAGGAUCGAGGUGGCCGCGGGCGUCUUCCCAUCGUUCAUAUCCCAGAACAUGUUUUUCAAACUGGGCGGCAAGGUCGGUUACGAGAUGGCGUACGAGGACUACGUUGUCGACGGGAGCGUUGUCUUCAGCAGCACGGGCGACCUCAACUACUCUCUAGCGUUGAUGUACCUCAUCAUACCACCGAAGGACGAGGGCGUAUACGCCGAGAAGGUGGAAGACAGGCCGCCUGUACCGAGGAGGAAAGACCUGCAGUUCGUUUCCGAGUCGAAGACAGCCAAAUCAUGACCUAUGGGAUGCCAAUGCUGUGAACUCCGACUUAGUCAGGGUCAAAGACGUACACGUCCCAGCCAGCAAAAUAUAUCAUUUCAAACCUU
Messenger RNA from Cimex lectularius (bed bug), 1467 nucleotides. RefSeq lists its product as uncharacterized. The transcript is spliced from 5 exons. Lineage: Eukaryota; Metazoa; Arthropoda; Insecta; Hemiptera; Cimicidae. Gene Ontology annotation, molecular function: N-acetyltransferase activity. The record is from RefSeq and is a predicted model, not a curated record. Bases 122 to 1378 code for a protein of 418 amino acids.